AUGGACGUCACCGCCAAGUAUCCGCUCUCCGACUCGGACGAUGGAGGGUCGUCGACUGGCGACGGAGGCGAGAGCUCGAGUGGCAUUCAGGCCGAGCUGCUUGGCCACGACGUGCUUAUUCCCGGCCACUUGCUGGCUGCAGUGACUGCUGCUGUGGCAGCCGAUCAUGACGCCUCGAUGGUGGCUGGCCCGGACACUCUCGGCCUGACCAACGCGCUCGCCGCGGCGGAGUCGCGCAUCGCAGAGCUGGAGGAUGAACUUGUCCGUCUCCGCGAGGAGAACACUGUGCUUCGCGGCGCGCUAGUCCACUCACGCUCCAGCGCAGGUCGGAGCACAGCCGGUGCUGGCACUGGUGCCGGUGGAUCGGCACCGCUAGAGGCGCUCGAGCGGCUGCGGCUUUCGGCUGGAAAGGCUGGCGGGGCCGGAGUGCCACCCGAUGCGAUGGGCGUGCCCGCGCAACCGCGAGCAAUCUCGGAGCUUCUUCGAAACCGGUCGUCAGGACGCAAGUCUUCGUUUGAGCGGUUCAUCGGGACGUCGGCACGGUCACUCGGGGCCUCGUUCCUCACCCGAGCGGUGGCAGAGGCUGCAGCCGCCAGUAGCGGCAAAGCCGACGCUGGGACGUUGCAGGUCCCAGCUCGGGCAAGCCCGCAGACGACGGUGGCGCUCAAGCGAGCGGCGGCGGGAAGUGGUCCGCCGCAGCGGUCGAUGUCGCUCGCCCGGUCGCCUAACAUGCCGACGCUCGCCAGCUCGGCCACUAGCCGGCGCAAGCUCACGCUCGACCUCAACGUUUACAUGCCGCGAUUCGACCGUGAGGGCUCGCUGCGAGCCCGUCGCAGCUCGCGGCGCGGCUCGGUGGUCUCGGUCACCUCGACCAUGUCAGAAAUCUCAAUUUCGGAGCUGUCGGGCCCGUCGGCCGACUACGAUCAAGAGACCUCGCUCGGUGGAGGCUCGUCAUCGAUGAUGAACUCGGCCGACGCCACCAACGCGCCGACGCCGCUCGCGCUCCCCGUCUCGGAGCCAGGCUCGAACCACUCAUCGCGCUCGCCGUCGGUCUCGUCAGUCGACGUGGAUGAGGGCUUCUCGACUUCGUCGCCGAGGCCGAUUUCACUCUUCUCGUCGUCGUCGAACUUGUCCAUCAACCUCGCCCGCGCGCAGCUGACCGCGGCCGCGGCAGCUGCCGGCUCGGCAGCCGCGGCAAGCGUGGCGGCCGCGACCAAACCUGCGACAAGCGGUAAGCGUGGCAAGGCAGGCAAGUCGGGCAAGUCGAGCAAGCGCAGCUCGAUGGUGGUUUCGGACGACGGCGACGAUGGUGGCGGCUCCGACUCGGGCACACGGCUCAUCACGCGCGACGGCGAGCGGGUGGCAGCGGUGCGAGUCGCCGGCGGCUCGAUUGUUUUUGACGCGGCGACGCUCGACCAGCUCGUCUCGCACCUGGCGGAUGAGUCGAACCCAGACACGCUCUACAUCGAAGAGUUCCUUCUUGUCUACCGGUUGUUUAUGGAGCCGAUCGAGUUGAUGCAGCUGCUCAUCGCGCGGUUCAACAUCCAGCUCCCGCCGGAUCCGACCGACGACGACGUGGCGUACUUUGCCAAGUGGGCACGGCCGGUCCAGCUGCGGACAGUCUCGGUCAUCGCCAAGUGGGUCGAGCGGUUCUGGGACGUCGACUUUGCCGUCUCUUCGGUCCUCCUCGAUGGGCUGUAUGACUUUCUCGACUUGCUACAGGGCCCGGACUUUGAGAUGCUCCACAGGCACCUCUCGACCAAGAUCCAGGCCAAGCUUGCGUCGCCAACGCCCGGGCCGGUCAACCCGCCAGGCGACCUCAGCCUUGCGGAGCUGCUCGGGCUGGACAUCUCCGUCCUGGCGUCGGCCGGUUCGACGGCCAUUGCCGCCGAGCUCACGCGGUGCGACACCGAGCUGCUCGCAGCGGUCCCGGCAUCCGAGUUUAUCAUCCAGCUCCGCGGUGACCCGUCGCUUGCGCCAAACCUCUCGCAGUACAUCACCCGGUUCAACAGGGUCUCGCGGUGGGUGGCGUCGAUGAUCCUGUACGAGACAGACGUCAAGCUGCGGCGUAACAUGGUGGUCAAGUUUGUGCACGUGGUCAAGAAACUGUACGAGCUCUCCAACUUUAACUCGAUGAUGGCGGUCAUCUCGGGCCUCAACAUGAUUUGCAUCGAGCGGCUCGACAAGACGUGGGCCAAGGUACCGGCCCGCGAGCGCAAGGCCCUCAAGAAGAUGGAGGCCCUGCUCUCGCCGGCCAAAAACUACGCAAAGUACCGCCGCAAGCUCGAGAGCCUCAAGCCGCCAUACGUCGGCUUUGUCGGCCUCUAUGUCAAGGACCUCUUUGUCCACCACGACUCGAACCCGUCGCGCGUCACCUCGCACCCGCACCUUGUCAACUAUGCCAAGUUCCGCCAGAUGUCCGCCAAGGUCGAGUCGAUCCGCGAGGCCCAGCGCGCCGCCGCCUCUUACAAGCAUCGCGAGCCCGAGCCGGAGCUCCUCGCCCUCGUUUCGGAGCUUCCGGCCAUGGAUGAGAACGGCCUCUACGAGCUCUCCAUCAUCGUCGAGGCCUCGGAGCGUCGCCGUCGCUCGACCCGAGUUGUCGAACUCGAGGCGGCCCUGGGGCUGGGGCUGGCGCCGGCGCUGGCGCUGGGGUUGGGCCUCUUCGGCGAUGAUGACGGGGAUGAUGGCGUUGACUUUGAUUCGGACGAGCUGUUUGGAGGUGGAGACGAAGACUUUGUUGUCCAUACCCUGCUAGAGCGGGAGUCAGUGCCGGCACCAGCGUCGGUCAAGAUGGCGGCCAAGCCCGUCGGCAUCAACGAGCCGGCCUGGGGCAAGGAUGUGGCCAGUGGCGAUCUGUUCGCCGCUGAAGCCGCGGCUGCUGGGGCCGAUGAUGAUGAGCUGCUGUUUGCUGCACCGGUAGCCAGUGCGGCUCCAGCCCGGCUCUCGGUGACCAAGGCCGUGGUCAUGGCGCACAAGCCCGACCCAGAGCCAGAGCCAGAGCCAAAGCCAGAACCGGCUGUCCAGGCUGUCGGCCAAAGUAGCAGAACCGUUUUUGAUUGGGAUGAAGGAGACGACGGUGCUGAGGAACUGGACCUUGGACCGAAGCCCGUGGUGGAGGCAGGUCCCGAGCCUGUGGUGGAGGCCGAGUCGACGGACGUCUCCCCAUCGCCUGCGCCUGCUGUCGACGGGGCGGUGGAAUCGCUUCCUCAGGAUACCGACGACGGCAAUCCAGGUGAGGCCGUGGCGACUGGAUGGACAUCGUCCGAAUCCGAGUCCGACGACAAUGACGACGCCAAGGCAGGCUUGAACGCCGAUGUCGUUCCCCCACCGCCACCAGAGUUCUUUAUGGAUGGUCCAGACGACGAUGCUGACGCGGUUAUAGGUACGGGUGUGGUGUCCACUGAUGGGCACGCGCCGCCGCCUGCUCCGCGUGGCGCUGUUUUUAACGUCGAGGACAUUCGCGCGUGGGGCUCGCCAGAUGCAGACGACGAAGAGCACCCGUUGUUUGCCGCCCGCAGUCAGGCCGAGCCUGCAGCGACGCCGGUCAAGGCGCAGCCCGAGUCCCUGCCAGCAUCGGAUCCGGCGCCAGCACCAGAACCAGAGCCAGCGCCGGAACCAGAGCCAGCGCCGGAACCAGAGCCAGCGCCGGAACCAGAACCGGAGCUGGAACCGAUUGUGGAGCUCGACGACGCAGGUGCCGACGACCUACUGGACGACCUAGACGGAAUGGACGACGUAUUUUCUUUGGCGGGCAAGGGUGGCGGCGGGUCGUUGUUUGGAGCGCUCGGUGGUGGUGUCGAAGACGACGACCCUCUGUUCGCGGCCAUGGAGUCGCUCAAAGAGCCUGCCGCCGACACAUCUCACCCCCAGAUGGUGGCGCGGACCCGGCGUGGAAUGCCGCGCGGCGGUGGGGGCGGAAGUGGUGGAGGAGGUGACGAUGUGCUGGGCAAUCUUUUUGCACUCACCGACGAACCGGCUGCUGAUGAACUGGGAGUCAAAGUCGCAAGCGCCACUGCUACGCCACCUGCUGCGCCGGUGAGCAAGACGACGGGUGUAAUGCUCUCUGAUGACGAGGCCGACGAGUGGGAAGCUGGCAAUGGCGAACAAGCUGUCAAAGAUGCUGGAGCAAGCGUCGGUGUGGCUGCGGCUGAGGCCGCAGCGCGUGAGGCCGCGGCGCGUGAGGCCGCGGCGGCACUGCCGCCGGUCAACCACGCCAAGGCGCCGAUUGUGCCCGAUCUGCCCGUGGUGGCGGUGGAACGUGACGAUAGCCCGCCGCCAUUGCCGCCGCCAGAGCUAGCGGCUGUCCUCCCGCAGCAGAACGAGCCGCCGCUGCCGCCGGGCGAGGAGCCGCCGCUGCCCAAGCUCCCGCUCAUUGUGGACGAGUUCAAACUCUCGAUGGAGCGCGGGCCGAACGAGCUCUCGCCACGCGGGCCGGGAGCCACGCGAAUCCGCGAGCUCGAGGCGCUACUGCUGGACAUGCAGGAGGCGCUGGUCAAGGCGGCCGACCGCAUCUCGCAGCUGGAGGGCGAGAAGGAGUCGCUUAUGGUCAAGCUGGUGCGGACACAGGCGCAGGUCAUCGAAGGCGAGCCGCGCAAGUCCGGCGGCGUGCUGUCGGCCGACGAAGCUGCUGCUAUCGUGGCAAGCGCUGCGUCCAAAGAUAUGGAAGCGCGCCAGACGUCGACGCAGUUGCGAGCGCAGAUGAAGGCGCUCGAGGAGAACGAGGCAGGCCCCGCCAAGCGCGGCAUGCUGAUGGGCGGCCAGGAUGGGCGCGACGCGCCGGGUGUACCGGUCGGCCUCGGAACCGACGAGGACAUUGCGCGGAUUGAGGCUGCGCUCGAGGAGAGACGGAUGGCACGGGCUAAGCAUGCCAAGCAGAGUCGCAAGGAGGAGCUGACCGAAGAGGAAGUCCGGAUCCGGCGGUUGGAGGCCGAGCUCGAGCACCAGCAGUGGGAGCGUGUCGAGCGGGCCAAGCUCGCGCAAAUGGGUCCGAGUCACGAGAUGUACGGGCGGUUCAACUUUGUGUUCCACGGGCUCUCGCGGGCGCAGAUCUCGCAAGUCCGCAAGCUCUUCACCUUUUUCGACCAGAAUUCGUCGGGCACCAUUCCAUGGGCGCGGACGCUGGACAUUAUCGACAAGCUCGGCAUUAUGCUCGCGUCGGUCGACGUGGCGUUCUUCAAGAACCUCAUCGGCGCGCCGGUCGAACCGGCGGCGGCAGCCAGGCACACGGCACAGAUCUCGAUGCCGGACUUUCUGAAGGCCAUGGACGAGCUUCAUGCGGCGCUUUUCGCAAAGGCCAAGGAGAACAAGGCGCUGGCCGAGGUGGAGGGCGACUUGCUCAAGGAGGAGCUGGAGGCCGAGAAAACCACUCGUGCACUGUACGCGGCCGCAGCCGGCGAGAGCGGUGGAGCGAGCAUCACGCUACACCAGUUGAAGCGGACCAUUGUCAAGCUUGGCAUCGGGAUGCGCAAGGGUGAGUUUGCGCGGCUGAUGGAGCUGACCCGCGCCAACGCCGACGGCACGCUGGGCGAGGAGGCGCUUGUGGUUGGCUUCCGCAAGCUACUCAAGGAGCACCGCGCCAAGCAGCUCGUCGAACUGCUAGAGGACGAAGACGCGGCGGCGGCCGAGGUUCGCGAGACGCUCGAAAAGGCGAUUUCAGCGCCGGUCGUCGUCCCGCUCGCCAGCGACAAUGGCGCUGAGCCCAAAAGCACUCAACCAAGUGGUGCCGACGGAGAGGACCCAGCCGAUGACGACGACCCCAACGCCGAGCUCUCGUACACCCACUCGGAGCACUCGGGGCUUGCCGAGGACGAGGCCGGCAAAAGUGACGCUAAGCGUGGGCGAUGGCGGCGGAGACGGCGUGGGUCGUCAUCGUCGGGCUCAGACACGUACACGUACUCGUACUCGAGCUACGGACCGCACUCGUCGGCGUCGAGUGACUCGAGCAACACAAGCGACUCGAGCGACUCGGGCAGUGGGUCGGCCAGCGGCGGUGGCGACGGAGGCGGAUGGAAGGGCUCGGCAAAGCACGCAGCCAAAGACCCGCUUCAGCCGGGAUGUGGGCCGACGGCGACGGGUCCGGACAACGCCGGGCAGUGCUAUGUUGUCGGGUGCGAGUGCUCGGCAUUUGUCAAGAAGAAGUUUGGGUUUGACAAGAGCCAGUGCUCCGAGUGCUUCCACGGAUGCACCUCGCACGCGUCGACGGGUGCGGCGCCGGCUGGCAGUAGUGCCGGCAGCAGUGACAAGGGUAAGAGCAAGGGCAAGAGCGGCAGCGCCACGAGUGGGAUGUCGAAGCGCGAGGCCUUCCUGGCCCGGCUGAACGCUGCCAAGAACGAAGCCGCUGCCGCCGAGGAAGCCAAGAAGAAGCCGGCCAAGAAACUCUCGGGCUGGGCGGAGCGGCAACGCGAGAAGGAGGCGGCGGCGGCGGGUGCCGGGAAGAGUGAGGCGAGUGCAGGCAAGAGCGCCGGGGAGAGACGGGGUGGAAAGAAGAAGCGCAAGGGCGAGCUUUCCGAGGCAGAGCUAGAGGCGAUCGACGACGAGGAGAAGCGGGCGCUACUGGUGAAGACGAGCAAGCUCAAGAGCGCACUCAAGACUGUGAAGGACGAGUGCAAGCUCCGCAAGGCUAUCAUCGACAAGCAGGUGGGUGAGAUGGCAUUCCUGGCGGACGAGGUCUCGAUGCUGGGCAAGGAGCUGGAGAUCGAACGGCACUCGCGUGAGCGACUGGAGGCCAAGCUGGCCAAGGUGACGGCCAAGCUCGAGGGCUACGAGUUUUACCUGGCACAGGAGCAGGAGGCCAAGGAGCUGCGUGUGCGGCGACGGGCCAAGGCGGCCAAGGAGGCGCGAGCGGCGCGGCGGGAGGCCAAGAAGCGUAUGUUCAGCAAGGGCAUGGAGCUCAAUCCAUCGGGACUCGCUCUCGACCCAGUCGACGAUCCUAGCCACACCGCAACCGGCGACGUGCUCGCGCCGGUGCGGGACAAGGUGGAGGCGGCCAAGGCUGAUGGUGCGAGCGGCGACGAUGGCGACGCAUCGCCCGAGCUACCUGCUCUCCCGGGCUCGGCGUCUGACUCGUCGUCGCCGUCGUCGGUUGUGGCUGCGGCUGCAAGCUUGGUCAACUCAUCGGUGUCCGAGAGUGAGACGCCAGCGUCGACGGCAUCGUCGUCAUCGUCGUCGUCAUCGUCGUCGUCGCCAUGUCAUACUCGCGGUGGUGCGAGGCAGCGACAGCGGCGCAUGCGCAUGCGGUCGAAGAGGCCGCGGCGGCGGCAGCGGCAGCGGGUCCAGGCUGCAGAGACCGAGGUUGCGGGAGGCGGUGUGGUGUACGACGAGGCUGCGGCAGCAGAGGAGGCGCGGGCAGCCCGUGAGGCGCGGCGGGCGGCGCGGCUGCAGAAGCGCAAGGAGGCCAAGGCUGCGGCCAAGGCUGCAGCGCGAGAGACCGCACGCGCUGAGCGCAAGGCCAAGCGGCGGUUGGAAGGCAGCCAUCGGCCGGGUCGUGGACGGCGCGGGUCGUCGCGGCGGUCAGAGGGUGGCAAAGCGAAGCGACGGCGCAAGGCUGCCGAGCCUCCACCGCCGCCGCCUGACGAGUUUGUUGGCGAAGAGCCGCCGCCGCCACCACCCGAACAUGCGUAG
Messenger RNA from Thecamonas trahens ATCC 50062, 7620 nucleotides. Its product is annotated as cell division control protein. The transcript has 3 exons. Gene Ontology annotation, biological process: Ras protein signal transduction; positive regulation of GTPase activity. Gene Ontology annotation, cellular component: plasma membrane. Lineage: Eukaryota; Apusomonadida; Apusomonadidae. The coding region runs from base 1 to 7620 and encodes 2539 amino acids. The record is from RefSeq and is a predicted model, not a curated record. Gene Ontology annotation, molecular function: calcium ion binding; guanyl-nucleotide exchange factor activity.